This is a messenger RNA of Dissoconium aciculare CBS 342.82, 1248 nucleotides long. RefSeq names its product ribonuclease H-like protein. Gene Ontology annotation, molecular function: nucleic acid binding; poly(A)-specific ribonuclease activity. Lineage: Eukaryota; Fungi; Ascomycota; Dothideomycetes; Mycosphaerellales; Dissoconiaceae. The transcript has 2 exons. The coding region runs from base 1 to 1248 and encodes 415 amino acids. Gene Ontology annotation, cellular component: P-body; CCR4-NOT complex; CCR4-NOT core complex. The record is from RefSeq and is a predicted model, not a curated record.
AUGUUGGCUGGACAAGGACAAGGAUUGGGCUCUGCAGCUGCACAGGCAGGAUUUGCGAGAGGCGCUGCGAUGCAAGAGCACAGUCAUGCAUUGGAAGGGGCGAUGGGCAUGAAGCCAGGCACUGCAAGGAUCCGCGAGGUGUGGAGGCACAAUCUCGAUGCGGAAUUCCAUGUCCUCCGUCAAUUGGUUCAGAAGUAUCCAUAUGUCUCCAUGGAUGCCGAAUUCCCGGGAAUCGUCGCGCGACCGAUUGGCACUUUUGCGGGUAGUAAAGCAGAGUACCAUUAUCAGACGCUGCGAUGCAACGUGGACAUUCUCAAGCCCAUCCAAAUAGGCAUCACAUUAUGGACUGCCGAGGGUGACCUGCCACCACAACAAGACUCGAAUAUCAACAUCCUUCCCAUCAAUAAAAUCCAGGCGUACAACAGCGGCCUCAUGGGCGGUGCACAGCAUAUCCCGUGCACCUGGGUCUUCAAUUUUCAAUUCAACCUCGAUGAAGACAUGUACGCCGAAUCGAGCAUCGAAAUGCUAAAGCAGAGCGGCGUUGACUUUCAACGAAAUCACGAAAUGGGAAUUGCGCCACAUGCCUUUGGAUCACUUCUCACCACAUCAGGUCUCGCAUUCAACCCAGAAGUUCAUUGGCUUAGUUUCCACUCUGGUUAUGACUUCGGUUACCUGAUUAAACUUCUCUCGGACGACGCUCUUCCCAACGACCAAGGCGAGUUCUUUGAGCUCGUCAGUAUGUACUUCCCCAAAUUAUGGGACAUCAAAUUCCUGCUCCGUCACGCUCAACGCAUGCGAAACGCAAACCGCCUCCCAGCUGAGGGAAUCCGGAUCGUCGACUCUCUCGGACAGAAAUCCGGUCUGCAGGAUCUAGCCGAAGAGUUGGGUUGCCAGCGCGUCGGUACAGCCCACACCGCCGGCUCCGACGCCUGGCUGACCGGUUCCGUGUACUGGGCGAUGAAGUCCAAGAUUUUUGCCGGCAACCUCGAGGACGAGCAAUCCGAUCAGAUCUACGGGCUUCACGGUCAAUAUCGCGAGGAGUUCUUCGCCGCACAGGGCACGCCUGGCCAGCAGACUAACGGUCUGGGCAGCGCCGCCGGUGCGAACUUUACUCCCGGCAGCAACAAUCCUUCUACCCCUACCAACCAGCACGCCGGUCUGAAUAGCACCCAGACGCCUGUCGGGCACUAUGGCGGAGCCGGUGGGGCUGGAGGACAUGGAUUUGGAAACUUCCAGUAUGGAAAGUAG